AUGGCUGUAGACACGGAAAAGAGCCCGAUACAGGCUGGUUCUUCAACAGGGACACCAAGCUCGCCUUCGACUGUUUCUAAUAAAUCAAAUGAACCGGUUGUCACUUUGGAGACAUGGAUUGUAUCUUCGACUCUUUCUUGUGGCUAUGGCCUCUAUUUCUGGCCUGUCCCCGUCGUAUCAACAAUUGACACCAUGAUCUCUGCUGAUAUGGGUGAUCCGACUGGAUAUAUCUGGCUUGUUCCAGUGCGCAAAGAGUGUUCAAAAGAUUUAAUGGUUGUGGCAUCUCAAGGUGCUGCUGCAAUGAAAUCAUAUAGCCCUGCUGUGGUGGCAGUAGUAGAGGCAGCUCUCAGCCAAGCAUACUGCAAAGCGAUCUUGUAA
Molecule: messenger RNA, 378 nt
Organism: Penicillium concentricum
Lineage: Eukaryota; Fungi; Ascomycota; Eurotiomycetes; Eurotiales; Aspergillaceae
Product: Major facilitator superfamily domain general substrate transporter
Exons: 2
Coding region: 1-378 (125 amino acids)
Source: RefSeq, a predicted model, not a curated record